This is a messenger RNA of Glycine soja, 1808 nucleotides long. Its product is annotated as metacaspase-1-like. Gene Ontology annotation, molecular function: cysteine-type endopeptidase activity. The transcript is spliced from 6 exons. NCBI's taxonomy places the organism in Eukaryota, Viridiplantae, Streptophyta, Magnoliopsida, Fabales, Fabaceae. Gene Ontology annotation, biological process: proteolysis. The record is from RefSeq and is a predicted model, not a curated record. The coding region runs from base 214 to 1404 and encodes 396 amino acids.
UAGUCUUGUCUCGUAUUCAACUUUUGGAUUGGCAAUAGAGUUGUCUGAGACCCGAGAAGACAGCGGGAAUGGAUUCCUCAUUUAAUUUGGCUUUUCUUAUCAAUGGAAGCCCAUGCAUGCACAUAGAUAGAUGAAAAGUGAAAACUAGUCUCCUCUAUAUAUCCUUGUCGUUGGUUACACGUUUGGCCUAUAGAGAAAACUAAUUUUCAAAAAAUGAAUGGUAAACAUAAAACUGGAUCACGGAGAAAGAAUGUUCCUUUCCCCGCAAACACUAGUACAACUCGUUGCCUUUUUUCUUCUAAGAUGAAUAGUUCAAAGCGUGCUGGGGAAGCAAAACUUACCUGCAGUGGUUGCCAACGCAAGUUUCUAGUACCUACAAUCACAAAUGCAUACCGUUGCUAUAAAUGUAAUAGUGUCACCAAUUCCACUAUAGGUUCUGAGCAAUCAAGGAAAGACAGUGGAGUCUUCAAACAUGAUCAACUGAAUAAUGCUUACCCAAAUGGAGCUUUGCUGCCACCUUCAGCUAGUUGUUCCUUGUCAUUAUCCAUGACGAUGGGUAACAAGCGUGCAGUUAUAUGUGGAGUUACAUACGGGAAAAGGAAAUUCAAGCUAGAAGGAACCAUUAAUGAUGUUAAUAACAUGAAAAAUCUACUUCUUGAUAACUUUAAAUUCCCAAUUGGGUGCAUACGUGUCCUUACAGAAGAACAGAAGGAUCCCAAUUUAAUUCCAACAAAGAAGAACAUACUGGAUUCCUUAAAUUGGCUUGUGAAGGACUGCCAGUCAGAGGACUCAUUAGUCUUCUACUUCUCAGGACAUGGUUUGCAACAACCAGAAGAUCGCAAAGGAGAUGAAAUUGACGGGCUUGAUGAAACUAUUUGUCCUGUUGAUUUUUUGAGAGAAGGAAUGAUCACUGACAAUGAAAUAAAUUCUAUCAUUGUUCAACCACUCAAGCAAGGUGUCACACUUCAUGCUAUUAUUGAUGCUUGUCAUAGUGGAACAACACUUGAUCUUCUGUAUCUUUGCAAAAAAGAAAAAGGCAGUUGGAAAUGGAAGGAUAACAAACCACCUCAUAGUAAAGAAACUAUGACAACACAAACAAAUGGUGGACUUGCUAUUUGCCUCAGUGCUUGUGAAGAUGGUCAGAUGGCUGCUGAUACUGCAGCUUUUGAUGGAAACAGGUUUAACGGUCUUGUGACCUAUCUUUUCUCACAAAUAAUUAGAGAUAAUCCUGAAAUAACAUAUGGUGGUUUACUAGAAAAGCUACAUCAGGAAAUUGGAAAUAUCCAUCAAAGCAAAUUCUCCAACAGCAUCUUGAAACGUAUUUUUCACCGAAAAAUUGAUCAGGAUCCUCAUUUAUCAUCGUCAGAGAAAUUUGAUAUUGCUACAAGAAUUUUUAAAUUGUGAGCAUAAGAACAGAAGGAUCCCAAUUUAAUUCCAACAAAAAAGAACAUACUGGAAUCAUUAAAUUGGCUUGUGAAGGACUGCCGGUCAGAGGACUCAUUAGUCUUCUACUUUGCCGGACAUGGUCUGCAACAAACAGAAUAUCAUGAAAUUGGAUUCUUAAUAUACAACAAAAUCUUGCAAAAAAAGAAAGAAAGAAUAAAGUCUGUACUGAUUACGGGUUAGUGGAGAUGUUUCUACAACAACAAAAAAAAAGAUUAAAAGCGCAGGAGUGCAGGACUUUAUUAGGCUUGUGUAUAGUAAGCUUCAGUUUUGUUUCACUCACCAUUUUCUAUGUAAAUUGAAUACAAAGGUUGUAAUAGUGACUCCUCCAAUAGUUAUACUUCUAAAAAAAAUAAAAAAUAAUG